CUGCGGAAUUGUCCUUGGAAGUUUGUUUACUUGGGCCUUAUGUCUGUGAAGUUAGCGAGCAAACAACGCAUCUAAAAGCGGCAUUUUGCCGAUUAUAGCUGGCUAUUUAGCUGCCUUGUUUUUAACAAAGCUUGAAGAUGGCAUUAGAAGUUCGUGCUGCGGUGAGUUUUUACAAUAUUGACUAGCUAAUGUGUUUUUUGUGUGCAUGUUACUCACACAGCUAACGUUACCGGAGCUAGUUAGCUUCCCUAGCUGUCUGCUUUCACCUUGCUUUCUUUAGUUACCUAGCCAAUUUACUAGCUUGUAGGUAAGCAACUAGAAAAUAAAACACUGGCAAACGAGCAUGUGCUUUGCCUAAAAUAAAGUUACUUAACCGGCGUAUACUUAACGUUAGCUACCUAAUGUAAUUUCGCAUGGCUAAAUUGAACCUUUUGUCAUUAGCUGACGUUAGCCAUUGCUUGCUAUCUACCCAGCUAACAUAGCAAAGAAACUGCCGACUAACUUAAUUAGCUAUUUUUUUUUUUUUUCAAAUGGUUGGUUUGUUGAAGGCUAAUUUUGUCUUCAACAGUUAAGGAACGCAGAGAACCCAGCACUAAUGGGAAAAGCAAACGUAACUGGCGUAAGAAGGGCUGUACUUGGAGAGCUGUCCAACUUUCCCAAUGCCAGCAAAGCCGUGCCGUCCAAGGUAUGUUGUCUUGCACGGCAUUGUUUGGUCCAUUGUCUGUGAUUUCACUAACUACUCAUCCAGAUCUUUCUCAAACAUGUUUCUCUAUACUCUCUACAGAAGACUGUUCAUGCCAAGGCUUCAACCAAACAAUCUAUGAACCAAAAAGGCCAGCCAGCAGCUGUUCGCCCUAAACGUUCCCCAGUGCCUCAAGUUCCUCAGCCUGAAGAGUCUGCUAACGUGUCCAUGAAAGAAGAGGAAUUGUGCCAUGCGUUCUCAGAAGCUCUGCUUGCUGUAGAAGACAUUGACGAAGGGGAUUCAGACAUGCCACAACUGUGCUCUGAAUAUAUAAAGGAUAUCUAUGGAUAUCUGCUGCGCCUUGAGGUUACUUGUGCUUUCUCUCUAUGCUAACAUGGUGCUGACGAGUUAAAUAUUUUGUAAUGGGACUCACUCUACAUGAAUCUUGAAAUGUCUUCCUUUCUCAACAGACCCAGCAGUCUGUCCGGCCCAAGUACAUGGAGGGCUAUGAGAUCAAUGAACGCAUGCGUGCUCUCCUGAUUGACUGGCUGAUUCAGGUGCACUCCAGGUUCCAGCUACUGCAGGAGACUCUGUAUCUGACUGUGGCCAUCCUGGAUCGCUUUCUUCAGGUAAGCCUCGUGAAAUUUUAUAUUUAUUACCGUUCAAAAGAUUGGGGUCACUUAGAAAUACAAUUUUAUUUGUCACAUACGUGUUUAGCAGAUGUUAUAGCGAGUGUAGCAAAAUGCUUGUGCUUCUAGCUCUGACAGUGCAGUAAUAUCUAACAAUUUCUCAACAUAUACCCAAUCCACACACAACUAGUAAGGAAUGGGAUUUAAGAAUAUAUAUGGACAAGCAAUGAUGGAGCGGCAUGGACUAAGAUGCAGUAUAAUAUUAUAGAAUACAGUAUAUACAUGAGAUGAGUAGUGCAAGAUAUGUAAACAUAAUUAAAGUGACUAGUGUUCUAUUUCUUAGUGGCCAGUGAUUUUAAAUAGGCAGCAGCCUCUAAUGUGCUAGUGAUGGCUAUUUAACAGUCUGAUGGCCUUGAGAUAGAAGCUGUUUUUGAUUCUCAGUCCCAGCUUUAAUGCACCUGUACUGACCUCGCCUUCUGGAUGAUAGCUGGGUGAACAGGCAGUGGCUCGGGUGGUUGAUCUUUUUGGCCUUCCUGUGACAUUGGGUGCUGUAUUUGUCUUAGAUGGCGGGUAGUUUGCCCCCGGUAAUGCGUUCGGCAGACCGCACCACCCUCUGGAGAGCCCUGCGGUUGCGGGGGGUGCAGGCGGCGAUACAGCCUGAAAGGAUGCUCUCAAUUGUGCAUCUGUAAAGGUUUGAGGGUUUUAGGUGCUAGGCCAAAUUUCUUCAGCCUCCUGAGGUUGAAGAGGCUCUGUUGCGCCUGCUUCGCCACUGUCUGCGUGGGUGGACCACUUCAGUUUGACGGUGAUGUGUACACCAAGGAACUUGAAGCUUUCCACCUUCUCCACUGUGGUCCCGUCGAUGUGGAUAGGGGGAUGCACCUCUGCUGUUUCCUGAAGUCCACAAUAAUCUGUUUUGUUAAUGUUGAGUGAGAGUUUAUCACCUCCUCCCUGUAGGCAGUCUCGUCAUUGUUGGUAAUCAAGCCUACUACUGUUGUGUCGUCUGCAAACUUGAUUGAUUUGGAGGUGUGCAUGGCCACGCAGUCAUGGGAGGACAGGAGGGGGCUGAGCACGCACCCUUGUGGAGUCCCAGUGUUGAGGGUCAGAGAAGUGGAGAUGUUGUUUCCUACCUUCAGCCAGUUUACGCUGUUCUGUGACGGGAGUAGUACACAGCGUUGUACAAGAUCUUCAGUUUCUUGGCAGUUUCUCGCAUGGAAUAGCUUUAAUUUCUCAGAACAAGAAUAGACUGACGAGUUUCAGAAGAAAGUUAUUAGUUUCUAGCCAUUUUGAUCAUGUAAUCGAACCCACAAUUGUUGAUGCUCCAGAUACUCAACUUGUCUCAAGAAGGCCAGUUUUUUCAUAAAUUUUUUAUUGCUGCUUUAAUCAGCACAACAGUUUUCAGCUGUCCUAACCUAAUUGCAAAAGGGUUUUCUAAUGAUCAAGUAGCCUUUUUUUAAAUGAUAAACUUGGAUUAGCAAACACAAUGUGCCAUUGGAACACAGGACUGAUGGUUGCUGAUAAUGGGCCUCUGUACGCCUAUGUAGAUAUUCCAUUUAAAAAUCAGCCGUUUCCAGCUACAAUAGCCAUUUACAACAUUAACAAUGUAUUUCUGAUCUAUUUGAAUGGACAAAAAUUGCUUUUCAAAAACAAGAAUUUCUAAUUGACCCCAAACUUUUGAACGGUAGUGUGUUUGUAUAUAUAUUUUUUUUGCCCCUUUCUACUAUCUAGGUGCAACCUAUCGGCCGCAAGAAGCUCCAGCUGGUUGGGGUGACUGCCAUGUUGGUAGCGUCCAAGUACGAAGAGAUGUAUUCCCCGGAGAUUUGUGAUUUCGUUUACAUCACAGACAAUACAUUCACCAAGGCCCAUAUUCGGGAGAUGGAGCAGCUGAUUCUGCAGAGUCUGAACUUUGAGCUUGGACGGCCUCUACCCCUACACUUUCUCAGGAGAGCCUCCAAGGCUGGCAAUGUAGGUUACUCAAUGACAUGCACGUUUUCAUACUAUUGUAGUUAUUCAAAUUGACCCAUCAACAUGAACUGCAAUUAUUAAAUUGUUAGAUGGAAAAGCCAUCAACAACUGAUGGGUUACCAGAAGGUUACAGUGUUACUUGCAUGCAGUGACUCAACCAGUGGUUGUAUUUUCAGGCUGAUGUUGAGAAGCACACCCUAGCCAAGUACCUCAUGGAACUGACCCUCCUUGACUAUGACAUGGUGCACUACCACCCUUCUGAGAUUGCUGCUGCUGCCUUGUGCCUCUCCCAGCUGCUGAUUGAUGAGCUCAACUGGGUAAGCUGCUGUCUCUUGGCAAUUAUUGGGAUGUGUAUGGGAUAUGUCCACUCAAAGUGUAUCAGAAAGAAAUUACAAAAUUCAACCUAGUUUGUCAAACUGUUUUGGCGCUAGCAACAUAUGGUCAAUGUUUUUACAAUUGUUUCCACUCCCUGUGCAGACUCCAACACAGCAGCAUUACUCUACCUAUGAUGAGAACCACCUCAAGCCAAUCAUGCAGCACAUUGCCAAAAAUGUUGUCUCUGUCAAUGAAGGGCGAACAAAGCUUCAGGUAAUUUGUCCUCUGAUAGCUUGACCUUGCUGUAGUGAUCUAAUCUUGUACCAUUGGCUUUGGGUUAAAUGUCAGAUCUUGGAAAGAACCAGUAACAUUGAUUAACUUUGUUCCAGGCUGUCAAGAACAAGUAUGCAAGCAGCAGACUAAUGCGGAUCAGUCUCAUCCCUCAGCUGAAGUCUGCUGUUGUAGAUGGCAUGGCUGCCGCUCUGCUCCCGGGACCUAAACCUUGAUCUCAUAUGUUGUGAAUACGGACUGAAUUUUAAUCUGCUGCACUUUAUUUUUUUAAAACGUUAUUUUCUUUGUCUUUAAGAAAAUCUGUCAUGAGAUGGCCUUUUUGGCCUGCUGCUUUUUAGUACAUGUAAAUAUUUUGCUUUGUACAAAUAAACGCAGUUUUGAACCAUUUUAAAUAUGGUCUUUACAAAAUUAUACUCU
Coregonus sp. 'balchen' is the source of this 4296-nucleotide messenger RNA. NCBI's taxonomy places the organism in Eukaryota, Metazoa, Chordata, Actinopteri, Salmoniformes, Salmonidae. The record is from the annotation of a GenBank genome assembly.